This is a messenger RNA of Besnoitia besnoiti, 1086 nucleotides long. RefSeq names its product SAG-related sequence. Lineage: Eukaryota; Apicomplexa; Conoidasida; Eucoccidiorida; Sarcocystidae. Gene Ontology annotation, cellular component: membrane. The record is from RefSeq and is a predicted model, not a curated record. The transcript has a single exon. The coding region runs from base 1 to 1086 and encodes 361 amino acids.
AUGGAAGAAGGAGCCGAAGGGAAAGAGCGGGUGCGUUCGGGCCUGGCGCUACCUGUUCUAACGUUUAUUGCCACUAUCGUCGUAUUUUCGGGGGUUCCAUUUCUGCCCGGAACAGGGGCGGAAGGGGUGACAUCGGUGUCCCCCGCCUGUACUGCGAGUGGCUCCGCAACCACGUGCACGUGCUCCGAUGCGGCAGCCGCCGCCAGCGCAGCCGCCGCCAGCGAGAGCAAGCAGUCGGCUACGCUGUCGAAAGACACCAACAUUCUCAGCGUGAACUGCAGCGGCGGCCUUCAGUUUGCACCAACAGGGGACAAACACACUAUGGUCUGUUCAGCAGAAGCUGGUGACCUGAAGCAGUGCAAUGUCGAAAUCGUCGAGCUUCUCGCCGGUACACCGAAUGACGUCAAGUGGAAAGCAUGCGAUACGCAGGAAAGAAAUGGCAAACCAAGCUGCCAGACUCUGACUAUUCCCCAGGAUAACCUCCCAUUUGUCGACCAAAAAUUUGCUGUGGGGUGUACCGGAGAAGACAGCACCAAGAAGGUAUGCAAGGUCGACGUCACCUUGAAGGCCAUAGCUAGCGCGACAAACGGUCAGACUGUCACGUGUGCCUACGGCGCCGGCAGCAAUGAAUCUCGUCAAGUCGUCACUCUCAACCCAUCCAAGAACAGCUUUACUCUGGUCUGUGGAGACAAGGGGACGGUGUUGCCGACGAACUACGAUACUAAGUUUUGCUCCUCAGAUCCAGCUGGCACGAGUACGACAUGCGACGGAGACUACCAGUCGAUUCUGCCGGGCUUCGAGAACGGCUGGUGGAAAAAAGACGAUCCCGACACCCCCAAGUCGUUCACUCUGUCGAUUCCAGUUGACAAGUUCCCGAAGGAGCAGGCGAAGAUGGUGGUUGCGUGCCAGCAAACGACACCGAAAUCCAGCAGCAAGAUAGCCAAAGAUGAGAUAGCAACGUCCAGUGUGUGUAGAGUUGACGUGACUAUCGAGGCGAGUGCAUUCGCAGCCGCAGCCAGAGGGAUGAAAUGGGCGUUCGCCUCACUUGCUGGAACUGCUCUGCUUGUCAUGGUCUCGCAAGCUUAG